This is a messenger RNA of Cryptotermes secundus, 8075 nucleotides long. It is a transcript of the gene Hel89B, whose product is annotated as TATA-binding protein-associated factor 172. The record is from RefSeq and is a predicted model, not a curated record. Lineage: Eukaryota; Metazoa; Arthropoda; Insecta; Blattodea; Kalotermitidae. Gene Ontology annotation, molecular function: ATP binding; ATP-dependent chromatin remodeler activity; DNA binding.
CAGUAUAAAUGUGAGAGUUGUAGGAUGCCUUUCUCUCCGAAAAUUACGUUGGCUGAUGUGUAUUUAUGCCUUUAUUUUGCGAAAGUUUUUGCCAUAUGUGAACCGAAAACCUGGAUAAUGUCAUUUUCAACGAGUUAACAUUCUUAUAUUCCGAAAAUAAUUUCAGAUGGGACCAAUCCAUUUUGGCAGGAGUAUUUACUGAGGCUUAAGUCGUGCAGAAUUUAAGCUUAUUAGGGUUGACUUCAUUCUGAAGGAUGGUAUCAAGGCUCGACCGUCUGUUUGUGCUGCUGGAGACGGGUUCAUCGGGUGUGACGCGCCGUGCUGCAGCUCGUCAGCUGGGAGAGGUGCAACGUCUUCACCCACAUGAAUUACAUCACCUGUUGUCUCGGAUUACCACCUAUUUGCACAGCCCAGCCUGGGAGACACGCAUCGCUGCUGGCCAAGCUGUGGAGGCUGUUAUCCAGAAUGUACCUCAGUGGGAUCCUCCAGCCUCUAGCAUCAAAAGGGAGUUUUGCCCGCAGUCUGUGCUGCUUUCACAGACAGGACGCUUGAAUUUCCACAAGUUUGACAUGAACAAGGUCUUGGCCAGCGACACUCACCUCAUGGCUUCCGAGGGGAAGGAGUAUGAUGUAGAGGAGUAUCAAGGUAUUGAUGUACGGGAGAAGCUGGCCAGACAGAGACAACUUCUGAAUGCCCGUCUUGGUUUGGAUGUUGCUCUUAGAAUUGGCAUGGAUAUGUCUGAAAUAUUUUCUGCUGAGGACCUCACCAUUUCUCUUGAAACAGAUGUGUCUCGAAAUGAUCCAUUAAGGAAAACUGUAGGGGAACUGGUACAACAAGAGAUGGCACAGAUUGGUAUGCUCAGUUCUCGUGAGAUAAAUAGGGCUCGGCGUAAAGCUCGCCAGGCAAUGUCCAAACAGAGGUCGCGAGAAGCAGGAGAGGAUGGAGGUACAUCAUCGGUGGGUGAAGAACCUGAGAACAAGAAGCCAAAACUGGAUGAUGGGUUGGUUGAAGUCAAACCAGAGGAUUUGUAUGCAGCAGGGUCACUAACCAAUGGGAGUGUUCCAGAUAGCACUGGUUCAUGGGGAGAGGCGGUGGACUGGCCAUUUGAGAAUUUCUGUGAUCAACUGUGUCAAGAUCUGUUCAGUCCAAGUUGGGAAGUGCGCCAUGGGGCUGCCACAGCUCUGAGAGAAGUUGUCCGAGUCCAUGGAAGAGGUGCAGGGAAAGCUGCUGACCAAACCAAGACUGAGAUGCAAGAUUGUCAUCAACAGUGGGUGGAAGACACAUCAUUGAGACUCCUCUGUGUGCUAGCAUUAGAUCGAUUUGGUGAUUUUGUGUCUGACCAAGUCGUUGCGCCAGUCAGGGAAACUUGUGCUCAAGCUUUAGGAUGUGUACUGAAUCUGAUGAGUCGUGAGGGCGUGAAUGGGGUGAUGAAAAUUCUGCUGCAGCUUCUGACCCACAGUGAGUGGGAGGCGAGACAUGGUGGCUUGCUGGGGCUCAAGUACCUACUCGCUGUUAGGGAGGACCUUGUAAGUGAGAUAUUACCAGUGGCAUUCAGCCACAUCUUGGAGGGUCUUGGAGACCCAGUGGAUGAUGUGGGAGCAGUAGCAGCAUCAGCACUGAUCCCUGUUGCAGCAAAGGUCGUGUCAGAUCUGCCAGAUCAGGUGGAGGUGAUAGUACACAGAUUGUGGGACUUGCUGUUGGAACAAGAUGAAUUGGCUGCAGCUUGUAACAGCUUUAUGGGGCUUCUGGCAGCUCUGCUGAGCUCACCUCUCAUACAUGAACAUAUGAGACCACAGCCUCUCACUGAGGUGGUUCCACGCUUAUGGCCAUUCCUGUGCCAUAGUACAUCAUCUGUUCGUCGUGCUACAUUGCAGACACUAAGCACUCUGACUGCACAGCACAAUGUUGGUGAUGGUAUAAGUUGGACAGCAGAUGUGCUGCAGGAUGCACUGAGGCACAUCUUCCAGCGAGUAAUUGUAGAGUCAGUUCCUGAAAUUCAGGAUUUGGCUGAACAGGUGUGGGGGAACCUGCUGCGCAACAGUCGGCUGGAGGACCUGCUUGUGGCUGCAUGCCCUUAUGUCAGUACCUGGUUGUGCCUGACAAUGCAACCAGCAAAGCUUGCAAUCGACCCUUCCCAGCUUAUUCAAAGCAAGUCUAUCAGAGAUCGUUCCACUGAGAGGUCUGUUCGAAAGCCACGUACGUUACCUUCUCUGGAGAGUGGUGGCAGUAGUGGUGGUGCCAAGUGCGAGCUCAAGUUAUAUGUUGGCGGUAGUGAAACAACGCCAGCAGCAGUGCGGGAGAAAAAUGUGAUCCGGGCUCGCUGCAUGGCCUGUCGAAUGCUGGGUUUGCUGUCCUGCUACAUUGUGCAGCCUGCACCUGGCAUUGUAUAUACUCCUGAGACUGAGAGUCCCGUUGACAUCUAUGUCAAGUUGUUGCUUACUUACCUGAACUCCAAAUCAGCAAUGCAGAGGAUGGUGGCUGGUCUUGUCAUUGUGGAAUGGGCACGACUUGAUGCCUUAACUUUGGAGUGCCCUGAGGCACUUAGAAUACGUCUGCACCAAUGUCUGUGUGAGUGUGUGUACUUUGAUGAGAUAGCACUGUCCUUCACGCGAUUGCUACAAGAGGCGAGAGAUUUCGUGGCGAUGCUCAAACACUACAAGUUACCACUGGAUUAUGAAACUUAUGGAAAGGUGUUGGCAUUGGAACAGAUUCAGCAACUCAGUGGACCUAUUGCCCAGCAGCUGCUGUCCAACCACAAGCUCAAACCCAAAGUGGCUGAGGGUCUCGAAGAGCGCAGGAAAGCCAUACAAGGGGCAGUGUCUCAAACCAGCUCUGAUCAGAUGCUACUCAGUGUUUCGACUCAAGCUGCUAUUGCUGGUGCAGUGACUAUGUUGAGAUGUCUCCCAGAGAAAUUGAACCCUGUCAUCAAGCCACUAAUGGAAUCCAUUAAGAAAGAAGAUGACGAACAGUUACAGAGCUUGGCUGCAGAUCACUUGGCCCGCUUGGUGGAUCUCUGUGUGGAGCGAGUGCCAUGCCCUAAUUCCAAGAUUAUCUGUAAUCUCUGCACAUUCCUACGGUCUGACCCUGAGUUCACACCAAAAAUACAGGCAGCCACAAGGGAGGGCCCCAGCAGUGACAGCGGGAUGGAGAGCACCGGAGAUGGCAGUCGCACAGGAACACCAACCUCCUUUGCAAACAACUACACAGGCAUCUUAACACUGAACCGUAUUCAGAGGAGAGGAGCUGCCUUUGCUGUGACGUCAAUAACUUUAUAUUUUGGUAGAUCUUUGCCACAGAAGUUACCUAAGUUGUGGGAGAUUAUGAUUGACCAUCUCAAGAACACCGUUGACUUGGCUGCAUUUGAUGCCCCAGCGCUGAUUAACAGUGAUGCAGCAGCAGAGGAUCUGGUGUCUAGUCUUCAAGUCCUUGAGGUAACCUGUCCAGCCAUCCACCCAGAGAUCUUGCCUCAGGUGCUGGAGGACUCUCUCCCAAGGCUGUGUCUGCUUCUGACACACCCAUACCGUGCUGUGAGGCACAUGGCUGCCCGUUGCAUGGGCACAUUGGCGUGCCUAUCUUCUGUACCAGUGAUGACACACAUUGUGGAUAAGGUGCUGCCACUGCUUGGAGCGGUGGACUCAGACAUACAGCGUCAGGGAGCCGUAGAGGCUCUGGCUUCAGUUGCAGAGAAACUGCAGUUCAGCAUUGUGCCAUAUAUUGUGUUGCUAGUGGUGCCACUACUGGGUUGCAUGAGUGACCAGAACCAGCCAGUACGAUUAAUGGCUACUCAUUGUUUUGCGACACUGAUACAACUGAUGCCGUUAGAUGGGGGCAUUCCAAACCCUCCGAACCUCACUCCAGAGCUGAUUGAGCAGAAGGGUCGUGAGCGAAAGUUUUUGGAACAACUCCUAAACCCCAAAUCGAUUGAGGACUACAAAAUUCCUGUACCUAUUAAAGCAGAAUUGCGGUCUUACCAACAGUCUGGAGUGAACUGGUUGGCAUUCCUGAAUAAAUACAAACUGCAUGGUAUACUGUGUGAUGACAUGGGCUUGGGGAAGACUCUUCAGUCAAUCUGCAUCCUUGCAGGAGAUCACUAUUUCAGGACACAGCAAUAUAAGAAAACAAAAAGUCCGGACAGCAUUCCAUUGCCUUCUCUUGUGAUCUGCCCUCCAACCCUCACAGGCCAUUGGGUGUAUGAGAUAGAAAAGUUCAUGUCGAAAGCUUACCUCAACCCCUUGCAGUACAUUGGAACCCCUGCAGAACGGGAGAAAUUACGCUCCAAGGUGGCGUGUUACAACCUGGUGGUGGCUUCAUAUGAUAUUGUCAGGAAGGACAUCGACUUCUUUAGUUCAAUCAAGUGGAACUAUUGCAUCCUGGAUGAAGGCCAUAUUAUCAAGAAUGGCAAAACCAAGUCGUCUAAAGCAAUCAAACAGCUGACUGCAAACCACCGUCUCAUUCUCUCAGGAACACCGAUACAGAAUAACGUAUUGGAGCUAUGGUCUUUGUUUGACUUCCUCAUGCCUGGUUUCCUUGGUACAGAGAAACAAUUUACAGCACGCUACAGCAGGCCAAUCCUGGCCAGUCGUGAUCCAAAGAGCUCGCCCAAGGAGCAAGAAGCAGGAGUGCUGGCCAUGGAAGCACUACACAGGCAGGUGCUGCCAUUCCUGUUGCGCAGGAUAAAGGAAGAUGUUCUGGAAGAUCUGCCCCCCAAGAUCACACAGGAUUAUUACUGUGAACUGAGCCCACUGCAGGAGCAGUUAUAUGAGGACUUUGCACGCUCUUACGCACACCAGAGCCUUCAGGAGACCCUAGCACAUACUGCACAGUCAGGCACAAUACAAGGGAACACACACAUCUUUCAGGCUUUGAGAUAUCUGCAGAAUGUGUGCAACCAUCCGAAGUUGGUUCUGUCACCACGGCAUCCCGAGUAUGAUAAGGUUGUGGCACAGUUGAAGCAGCAGAACAGCAGCAUGGCUGACAUUCAGCAUGCCGCCAAACUGCCGGCCCUCAAGCAGCUGCUGCUGGACUGUGGCAUUGGCGUGCCACCCGCUGGACAAGCUGGAGAACUUGUUGUCAACCAGCAUCGAGCACUCAUCUUCUGCCAACUUAAAGCAAUGCUUGAUAUUCUGGAGCAAGAUCUCUUUAAGAGUAACAUGCCAAGUGUGACAUAUCUGAGAUUGGAUGGGAGCAUCUCACCGGGCAUGCGUCAUGAUGUCGUGACAGCAUUUAAUAAUGACCCCUCGAUAGAUGUGCUACUGCUGACAACACAUGUCGGAGGUCUGGGGCUGAACCUGACGGGCGCAGACACCGUUAUAUUUGUGGAGCAUGACUGGAACCCAAUGAAAGAUCUGCAAGCAAUGGACCGUGCCCACCGUAUUGGCCAGAAGAAAGUUGUAAAUGUGUACAGACUCAUAACAACAGGCACCCUAGAAGAGAAGAUCAUGGGGUUGCAGAAAUUCAAGUUAAUGACUGCCAACACGGUGAUAAACAGUGAAAAUGAAAGUAUGGAGACCAUGGGAACAGACCAGCUGCUGGAUUUGUUCUCACUGGGCGAUAAGAAGAAAGACAAUCAGAAAUCUUCCAAGAGCCAACCUGCAUCAUCACACGCACUCACAAUGAAGAAUGUACUGGAAACGCUGCCAGAUUUAUGGGAGGAAAAGCAGUAUGAAGAAGAAUAUGACCUGUCAACCUUCAUGAGCAACCUGCGGAACUGAGGCAUAGUAUUGUAGACAUGACUGCUUCAACUUUACCUUUCUGCGUCAUCUGAUCACACAGGUGUGUCGUCACAUACAAGCCUCCUUUUAAGAAGUGUAGCAUCUACAUACGAGUAUUGCAUUGGUUGUACUUGAAAACAGUCAACUUUGUAUUUCUCCUAUGACUGAAGAAUUCUUGACAUGCUCAACAUAAUAUCAAAGAAACAAUGAACCUUUUUUAUAAGGAUAUGUAGAGGCCUCAAAAUCAUUACUGUGUAUGUGUGUGUGUCUUUUUUAAUAGAUGUAACUGCUGACAUUUUCCUUUACUAGUUGCAUCUCACAGCAUUUGAACAGUUUAUGUGGAUACAAUUAGCCUAUCUCUACCAUUUUACAACAUAAAUAUGCCCCUUUUUAUGAGCCAGCCAGUAACACAUGUUUAAUGAAGAGACAUUGCCAGUUCUCGUCAUACAUUAAGAUUUUUACACAUUUGUGACAACGUGAAUCAAGUAAACGAGAUUGACAACCAUUAUGACAAUUCAGAAAAUUAAAUUUCUCUUUAAUAAGCUCAGUAAGUCAACACUACAGAGAAGUUAACCCUACAAGUGCACAACUUUAGUUCCUACAAUAUCAAGUCAAAACUCAAAAUCCACAUCUAAGAAAAUUGCAGAUCUUUGCUAUAAUUUUCAACUUUAUAAACUUUUCAUGCACCAUUUUCAAUAAAAUGAGUUGUGCAAUAUGGUGUUAUUAUUUGCCAUUCAAUGAAUGAACAAGUGAAACAAAUUAUAUGAAAUGCCAAAUAAUUAUGUUAUCAUUAUGUGGACCUUUACUGAUCAGAUUUAUUUAUGACAUAAAGUUCAAAAUACUGCAGUUCUCUGAUCCAUUCCAGCUUGCAGUGGUGUAUUGUCUUCUAAAUCAUCAGUUGUCAUAUGGCCACUUUCAAACAAAUCAUCAUUGCACUUACAUCAGAAAUGCUGUUUUCAUUAUCACUAAUGUUAUUUUUUAAUUUCAGUAUGUUCAGUGUCACUAACAUUGCUGAUUUCUUUCCUAACCAACAUUCUGGGUUAUGUUAUUCUAUGGGUAUAUAGUACAUUAUACAAGAAGUUCUGAGAUGAACUGUUUGCUUUUCUUUUUCUUUUGAUAGAGCACAAGCUGCAUAUGAAACGACAUGUCCAACAGUUCUUCUGUCAUUACAUAUAUCUUUAUUGCCACGGGAACAUGUCUACCAAGACGUUGCCUAGCAACGAUACAGAGGAAUACACAUACACUUUUUUUUCUACAAAUAAGGAAAGCGGGUUAAGGAAUUUCCCGAGAACUUCAAGUAUAUGAAAAGAAAAUUCUUCCAAAUGCUUCUUGACUUUAGUUCAGAUAAAAUGCCAACUGCAGUCACUUGCUUUCAAAUAUAGAAAUUUCUGUGAAGGUUGAAAUUUUUGACGCUAGGCACUUGUAGGACUAAGAAAAGUGUAUCCAAACAAAUUAAAAAAAAUAGCUGAAUGUUAAUUAUGUCAAAAAAAUAAUUUCCCAUCUGUUACAAAAGAGUAGUGUGCCUUUUAAAAGGGUUGUUUUCCUACCCAUCUUUUCAUUGGUCUGGAUCGGGCUCCCCUUCGUUACCCCCUACCCUGGGUCACAUGACCACCUUCCUUGCAGUCUGCCAUGGGGGCAGCAUGUCACAAGCCACAAGACCAUGGUCUCAGAAGUGAGAGAUGGGGUUCCUAAUGACAGAAACAUGUAAUAUAAAUAACAUUGAACAGCUUGUGACAGAACUUGUGGCACAUCAGUCAACACAAACCAAAAACAGUAUGGCCACAAUUAAAAAAAAAAGAGGGCAGGAGAAGGCGAAGGAAAGAUGUUUUAUGGCACUAUUUAGAAGCAAUAGUCACCUUUAACAUAGUGUAAUAGGGCCAUGCCAAUAAUUGCUCUUCUUCCAGUAUAGAUGCAUUAUGCCCUUAGUGUGCAUGCAUUUGUAUACGUAGGACUAAACUUCAAACAGCCAAACUAUAGAAUUUUAUUGUUUUGAAAUCUGGUCCCAUCAUUUUUUGCCUGUGUGAAUAUGAAUUGUAGACUAAUGUUAUGUUCCACGUUCACAUUGCCGAAGAUAUAUAUGACAUACAUAGCAAUUUGGGAGAUUCUUGUGCCACAGAUGAAUGGUUGUCAUUAUCUUUGUACAUAAUCAGAUCUUUAUGGUGCUGCACAAGAUGAUAGUACCUCAGUGGGCUGACAGUGUUGCAUGUGCUGGUUACAGGUAAUACCAGUUUUGUUGAUAGGUGGUUCUGCCAAUAGUCUCCCUGUCAUUUUUGUGGCAAAUUUUUGUUUGGAAGAGGAGCUUCAAACUAGUAUUUUGUAUGUAAGUUUUGAGGUUUUCAUGGCGAUGACAAUGAAGAAAGUUGU